AUGACCACUGGUUUCGAGGCUGCAGCCAAGGCCUUCCGCCAGCUGAUACAUGCCACCCCCAUCAUAGACCAUCAUGCGCAUCCGCUGCUCAAGAAAAGCCAGGUCGAUCAAUAUCCGCUGUUGGCCAUAGCCACGGAAGCUCGUGGCGAAGCACUCGAGUCAUCCCGGACCAGCUUGGCACACAUUCGAGCUGUGAAGCAGCUGUCGAAGCAGCUCGGCGGCUGUGACGCCACAUGGGAAGCCGUCGAACGCGCAGUCGAGCAGAGGCGACGUUCUGAUUACGAGGAAUGGACGCGGGCCUGCCUCUCCGGGAUUCAGUGCGUCCUCGUGGACGACGGGCUGGAUAACGAAGAAGCCGUCGAGUCGUACAGCUACUUUGACAGGUUUACCCCGAGCCCUAGCAAACGCAUCGUGCGCAUCGAGCAGGUGGCAGCCUGCAUCUUCGACAAGGCUUGUCUUGCUCACGACUCGGCCGCUUCUGCCUUUCAAAGCGCCAUUUCCAGCCUCGAGACUGUCAUUCAGGAUGCGAUUGCCGACCACGAGGUCGUUGGCUUCAAAUCCGUCAUUUGCUACAGAACCGGUCUCGACAUCGCACCCAAGGAAGAGGAGCUCGGAGCUCGCGAGGCGUUUGCCCACAUAUACGCGGGGCGACGACGUGAGGGCGCGUCCCGUUUCGCAAGAAUCCAGCACCGACCGCUGAAUGAGCUCAUUGUCCAUCGUCUCGCGCAGUUGAUUCGCGACUCGUCCGCUCGGCAUAAAAAACCUGUUCAGUUCCACACCGGGCUGGGAGACAACGACCUGACUCUGACAAGAGCAUCGCCGGCGCAUUUGCAGGACUUUGCCCGAGAGUACCCCCAAGUCCCGCUUGUGCUCCUGCACUCCGGAUACCCGUUUGAGCGCGAGUUGGGGUACAUGGCGGCCACGUAUGCCAACGUAUACGCAGACAUUGGCGAGGUCUUCCCUUUUGUCAGCCGCGGUGGACAGGAGAGCAUCCUGCGACACAUUCUCGAGCUGUGUCCCUGGGAAAAGGUCAUCUGGAGCACAGACGGCCAUUGGUUUCCAGAAACGUACCUUCUCUCGGUAGCGCAGAUGAGAGAGGCUUUCUGCACGGUUCUGUGCGAUCUUGUACAAAAGGGCGACGUUUCAUGGAGCCAGGCUGCCAGGCUGGUGCAAGAUGUCCUGUUCAACACGUCCAACAGGAUAUACAACCUCGGGCUAGCUGGUCCGCAGAGGAGCAGUCUCCAGGAAGCCGCUUUGGACGAACAGAGCCCGCCAUCAAAUCCGACGACAGCUUGUGAACAGUCCAAGAAAGUCUUGGAUAUGCUGAGCAAGCCAGCUAAGCCGCAGUACCUCCACCUAUGUUGGGUCGACUACACCGGCACGCUGAGGCUCAGAGUCAUCCCAUCUCGACGCGCAGAAGCCCUUCUCAAAAUUGGAGCCCACUCUCUGACAGCGACGGUGACGAAAGCGGCGCUGGGUCUGCUGCAAAACGACACCUGCGUGGCCGACGUCGGGCCCAGCGGGCUGCACGUGCUGCAUCCCGACAUGUCCUCGGCGCGCCACGGACCAAGAGAACAUCAGCUGAUGAUGAUGUGCGACUUUAAGGAGGAAGACGGAUCCACAGUUGGUCUCUGUCCGCGAAGCAUCCUGAGGAAGGCCGUUGACCGGGCGAGACAGGAAAACCUGGAGCUCCUGCUCGGCUUCGAGAUCGAGCUGGUUCUCGUCGGAGCCUCUCGCUCUGAACAUUGGCCAACGCUCGAUAGUCCCGGACACGCUUGGUCCUCGUCGCGGGCCAUGGACCACGAAGUCGUGCACAAGGUACUAGAGCCGGCGGUUGAGCAACUCGAGCAGGCCGGGGUACACAUUGAGAUGCUGCAUGCGGAAAGCGCCAACGGGCAGUUUGAGGUCAUCCUUGCGCCGUACCCGCCUCUAGAAGCCGUGGAUACCUUGCUAUUCGCGCGGCAAGUGCUGUCGGCCUGCGCAGCCGCCCACGGUUACAAAAUGACGCUGCAUCCGAAACCAGUGGCCGAUGGAUGCGGCACCGCCGCGCACGCUCAUGUUUCGCUGCGGUGUGCGGACACUGGCCGCGAGGCGGCGUACGAGGCGUUCUACGCCGGCAUUCUGGCCCAUCUCCGAGCCAUUUGCGCCUUCACGUACAGCAACAUGGCCAGCUACGAGCGCGUCCAAGACGGCUGCUGGGCCGGCGGAACCUGGGUCGCCUGGGGCACGCAGAACCGCGAGACGCCUCUGCGCAAGAUCAAGGACAGCCACUGGGAAGUCAAGUGCAUAGACGGGCUCGCGAACCCGUACCUCGCCGUGGCGGCGCUGAUGCUGGCGGGCGUCAACGGCGUGGCCAAGGAGGAGAAGCUGGUCUGGGGAGACUGCACAAAGGAUCCCGCGACAUUGUUCUGGGAGGAGCGGCUGAACCUGGGGAUCAAUUCCAACCUGCCGGCGAACAUUGAGGAAGCGCUGGUGUGUCUGAUGGCCGACGACGAGCUGACGAACCUGCUGGGCGAAGACGUGGUAAAUCGCUACGUGGCUGUGAAGAAGGCCGAGACGAGGUUACUCAAGGGCAUGGGUGCGAAUGACCGGAAGAGGUGGAUCAUGGACAGAUACUGA
This is a messenger RNA of Ustilaginoidea virens, 2619 nucleotides long. RefSeq lists its product as uncharacterized. The record is from RefSeq and is a predicted model, not a curated record. NCBI's taxonomy places the organism in Eukaryota, Fungi, Ascomycota, Sordariomycetes, Hypocreales, Clavicipitaceae. The coding region runs from base 1 to 2619 and encodes 872 amino acids. The transcript has a single exon. Gene Ontology annotation, molecular function: hydrolase activity; glutamine synthetase activity.